Molecule: messenger RNA, 2744 nt
Organism: Diaporthe batatas
Lineage: Eukaryota; Fungi; Ascomycota; Sordariomycetes; Diaporthales; Diaporthaceae
Exons: 1
Coding region: 913-2349 (478 amino acids)
Biological process (GO): proteolysis
Molecular function (GO): aspartic-type endopeptidase activity
Source: RefSeq, a predicted model, not a curated record
CUCCGAACUACCCUCAUCCCCGACACAACAGCCAAGACAGUCCUGGAUCUGCGACCCCAAGUGUCCCGCUCACCCACGCGGCAUCCGUACCUGUGCAUGUGCUCUCUGUCCGCCUGUCCGCCUGUCAGCCUGUCCGCCUGUCUGCCUGUCCGCCCGCCUGCCUGUCCGCCCGUUAGGCUUAUUGUGCUCAAGCGACGUGAUCCCCUGACAGGGCCCCCAAGCUCCUCAGCCCCCAGGUCACCACCCGGUCUGUGAGACUGCCCAAGACACUUGGCACUGGUUCGGCCUCGUGCACUGUGGCUUGGCUGUUGCCAUGCGUCUUACAUCGCACACUUGGACCCGACCUGAUUCAUGCUCCUGGCGGCUGGAAACUAGUCUGUGUUACCUCUGGUACGCUCUUCUCACGCUUGGGUCUCUGCGACAAAUGGCUUGUCGCUGAUACUUGACUCUCUCGGCACCCAUUUCCUCCAAUGUCCAAAACUUUGGCCCGUUCCCACCCAACUUCAUCUUGAACUGCUGUUUUCUGAGAUAUUCUCCGGGGACACGUUGGAAUCGCCAGUGCUGUCAGCAGGAAACCUCAGGUCAGGUUAAGCAAAGAAAAAAGGAUUAUCGCCACGCACUGAGGGGCUUUUGUCUGGGCGCAGUCACCGGCUCCAACGAAUAUCACCGGGCCUUACGUACGAAGCCCACGAAUCUUCUCCACCCUGACCUGCGCCGCCACUCUCCGGCUUUCUUGGUACCCCCCAAGUAAUACAAUACACCAACACCACCCCAGAUGAUAUAGAUACUCGUCCUUGUCUUUCUUUUCUUUUCUCCAGCCGGCCCAUCAGGGAUCUCUCCUUUACGGCUGUGAACCUUACUCCUCAGUAUCCCCGGAUAUCCUGGGUGGGGCCAUCGCCAACUACAACCAUAAUGAAGUGCACGACAGUACUGGCCCUCUCGGCCUCAAUAAUAUCAUCGGCGGAGGCCAUCAACCUGCGGAAAAGAACAGAUGGAGGAGCACCAAGGGUACUCGGCUUGCCCACACAGAGGAAGACGAUAGCAAAUCCACACAAGCGAGACCAGAUACGAAGACGAGCGACAGUCACAGCCAAUCUUGACAACGAGGAAACAUUGUACUUCAUCAAUGCCACCCUGGGGACCCCGGCACAGUCCCUCCGACUUCACCUCGACACCGGCAGCAGUGAUCUGUGGGUAAACACUCCGAGUUCGGCAUUAUGUACACAAUCAUCAUCACCAUGCGCAUUUGCGGGCACAUAUACCGCCAAUUCCUCGUCAACAUACGAAUACGUCGGUUCGUGGUUCAACAUAUCGUACGUCGAUGGGUCCGGGGCACAUGGGGACUACGUGACAGACACAAUCUCAAUAGGCGGUACGACACUGAGCGACUUCCAAUUCGGCAUAGGCUACACCAGCAGCAGUGCCCAGGGCAUCCUGGGGGUGGGAUACACGGCCAACGAGGUACAGGUCGGCAGGGCGGGCAUGUCGCCGUACGACAACCUCCCGGCCAAGAUGAAGGCCGAGGGCAAGAUCACGUCCAACGCAUACAGCCUGUGGCUGAACGACCUCGACGCGAGCACGGGCCAGAUUCUGUUUGGCGGGGUGGACACGGAUCAGUUCACGGGGCAGCUCCAGACACUGCCGAUCCAGGCCGAGGGCGGCACCUUCGCCGAGUUCUUGAUCACCCUGACGGGCGUGUCCUUCAACGGGGAGACAAUCGCCUCGGACCAGGCGCUGGCGGUGCUCCUGGACAGCGGCAGCAGCCUGACGUACCUGCCCAACGACAUGGUGGAGACCAUCUACGACCGGGUGUCGGCGCAGUACGACAGCAACGAGGGCGCGGCAUACAUCGCCUGCAGCAUGGCCAACACCAACGCCACGCUCGACUUCACCUUCAGCUCCCCCGUCAUCUCGGUCGAGAUGAACGAGCUGGUGCUGGACCUCGUCACGGCCUCGGGCAAGAGGCCGCGCUUCUCGGACGGCACCGAGGCCUGCCUCUUCGGCAUCGCCCCCGCGGGCUCGAGCAGCAUGGUCCUGGGCGACACCUUCCUGCGCAGCGCCUACGUGGUCUACGACCUCGAGAACAAUGAGAUCUCCAUCGCCCAGACCAACUUCAACGCCACCACCAGCAACAUCCUCGAGAUCGGCACUGGCACCAGCGCCGUGCCCAGCGCGGUGGAUGUUGCUAAUGCCGUGGCCGCCACGGGCCUUGCCGACUCCUCGACAACCAUCGCUGGCGGCUUUGGCGUCCAGAACGGUGCGCCAGGGCGGAUGGACGGCGCUGCGCGAGCCGCGGUUGUCGGUGCCGUCGUCGCUGUCGCAUUUGGGGCCGGGGCGACUAUUUUUUAAGCUGGGAAGUCGAGCCCGGCGGCCCCUUUGUAUCAUACUACUACUAUACACAUUGGACAGUAAUGUUCGAAGCGGACCGUGGCAACUGGCUGUUUGGGAGAUGCAUUUGGAGGCACAGCGAGUGUUUUCAUGAAGCCAUCAUGAUGGGAUGAUCUUUUUACCGGGUUUCCAUUUUUAACAUCUUUAGCACUUUUGCAUAUUCUGUGGACAUAUACAGAACUAGAAAGAAGCGAGGUGGGGCAACAUCACAUUGCAAGCAUGGCGUUUUAUGGUCGAUGGAACACGAGUCGUCUUGCCCAUGAGGGACGGAUGGGGAAGGAGGCGAUACGGGGCAGAAGGACACUUGAAGGAACGAAUAGCCAUUUAAUGUGACCGGUCAACAAGAUCGCCUCCAG